AUGUUCUUUCGUGUCGUCUUCUCGGCGUCCUCGACUUUCGCCUCAACUCUUCCCUGCACCAGCAUUUCGCCCGAGCGGGGAUUCUUCCGAUGCUUCUUUAAAGGCGGCCGGACCAACAAUGAAUGUUCAAGUUUCUUUGUCUGCGUUGACGUUAAGGUUGGCUCCGGCCGCAAAGAGGGCGACAAUAUUUGCGCUGGCGCCUGCAAGGAAUGGACUGACCGAGUGCAGACAGCAUUUUUAGCUCGACAAAUCAAGUCGUGUUGA
Molecule: messenger RNA, 264 nt
Organism: Protopolystoma xenopodis
Lineage: Eukaryota; Metazoa; Platyhelminthes; Monogenea; Polystomatidea; Polystomatidae
Source: the annotation of a GenBank genome assembly